Messenger RNA from Physcomitrium patens, 1818 nucleotides. Its product is annotated as actin-related protein 3. NCBI's taxonomy places the organism in Eukaryota, Viridiplantae, Streptophyta, Bryopsida, Funariales, Funariaceae. The record is from RefSeq and is a predicted model, not a curated record.
CCGUAGGUGUCUACGAACCCUUGCUCGUCCUCGACCUCGAUGAGAAGGCUUCGGAUCGUGAACAAUCGAGCUUUGCUGCUGGAUCCCUGAUUCCCCUGUCGCAGCGAGAUGGAUGCUACUCAACGUCCUGCUGUUGUCAUCGACAAUGGCACCGGGUAUACGAAGAUGGGAUUCGCAGGGAAUGUGGAGCCCUGUUUUAUUAUUCCUACAGUAGUGGCACUCAAUGAGUCCUUUUUGGGCCAGUCGGCUCCAAAGGCAGGCACAGCUGCAUAUCACAAUGCAGGAGUAAUGGCUGAUCUCGAUUUCUACAUUGGCGAAGAGGCACUUGCGAAGCAACACUCAAGUGCGUACACUCUUAGUUAUCCCAUUCGACAAGGCCAGAUUGAAAAUUGGGAUACGAUGGAGAGAUUUUGGCAGCAAUGCCUCUUCAACUAUCUGCGAUGCGAUCCAGAAGAUCAUUAUAUGUUACUCACUGAGAGCCCCUUGACAGCACCAGAGAAUCGUGAAUACAUGGGAGAAAUCAUGUUCGAGACUUUCAACGUGCCAGGAUUGUAUAUCGCAACUCAAGCAGUGUUAGCUCUAGCAGCUGGCUACACGACCUCCAAGCUGGAAAUGACGGGCUUGGUGGUGGAUGCCGGGGAUGGAAUGACUCAUGUUGUUCCAGUGGCGGAUGGUUACAUCAUUGGUAGCAGCAUCAAGUCAAUUCCUGUCGCAGGCCGGGAUCUCUCUAAUUUCGUUCAACAGCUAAUGCGAGAACGAGGCGAACCUGUGCCCCCCGAGGAUUCCUUGGAUAUUGCCAGGAGGGUGAAAGAAAUGUAUUGCUACACAUGUGCUGAUAUUGCGAAGGAGUUUGGUAAGCAUGAUAAGGAACCUGCCAAAUACGUUAAGCAGUGGAAAGGAAACAAUUCGAAAACUGGAGCGCCCUUUUCUUGUGAUAUUGGAUAUGAGAGAUUUUUGGCGCCCGAGGUAUUCUUCUCACCAGAGAUUUAUAGCAGUGAUUUCACAACACCUUUGCCAGAGGUGGUUGAUAACUGCAUACAAUCGGCUCCUAUUGAUGUUCGUCGAGCCCUAUACAAGAAUAUUGUCCUUUCCGGGGGGUCUACAAUGUUCAAGGAUUUUCAAAGAAGAUUGCAACGAGAUAUCAAGAAACGUGUAGAUGCGCGGACUUCAGCUUCAGAAAAGAAAUCUGGAGGUGACCACAAAUCUCAGGCAGUUGAAGUAAAUGUGGUGGGACAUCCCAUGCAACGAUUCGCUGUCUGGUUUGGAGGCUCGCUCUUGGCUUCCACGCCAGAUUUUUAUAAUGCUUGCCAUACCAAAGCUGAAUACGAAGAAUAUGGCUCCAGUAUAUGCCGUCUCAAUCCGGUCUUCAAGGGUAUGUUAUAAUUUUUAGGUCAACGUGAUCCUAUUUGCUUGUCCUGCACUAAAGCGGUCUUAACUUUUUGUCCAUAUUGUCCAAAAAACAUUAUCAAGCUGCCCUAGUGCUCUUGCAGUGUGACAGGUUGGAUCAAUUUCAGAGCUCCCUGACCAGGGAAUAAGUUCCGAGCAGUUGUUACUGCCUGGAACCCUGUAGUAAUAUAAUUUUUGACCUUGCACUGCUGCAAGAGAAGGUAAUCAUUGUGGGAGCUUUCACGUAGGUGCAGUAUUUGCAUUUACAUUGAGGCUUCAUUGCAUAGAGAUACAUAGAGGCGUAGAUUAGCCGACAUAGUUCGGACUGGUUGGGUUUAUCUCGUCACAAGAAAUAUAAUUUUUUCUAUGUUUACCUAGUGUGCAUGUAAGUAAGCAGCUUUAACGUGUGGUUACAACGAAUCUCUCAUGUGA